Pungitius pungitius (ninespine stickleback) is the source of this 3365-nucleotide messenger RNA. Its product is annotated as target of Myb1 membrane trafficking protein-like. The record is from RefSeq and is a predicted model, not a curated record. Gene Ontology annotation, biological process: signal transduction. The transcript has 16 exons. Bases 1233 to 2660 code for a protein of 475 amino acids. Gene Ontology annotation, molecular function: clathrin binding; ubiquitin binding; phosphatidylinositol binding. Lineage: Eukaryota; Metazoa; Chordata; Actinopteri; Perciformes; Gasterosteidae. Gene Ontology annotation, cellular component: endosome; membrane.
UUGGCUGCAAGGAGCAGACAGAUAUGGAACAUUCAACAACCCAAUGUCUAAUUUCAUUUAAAAGUUUUUUCUUCAACAUUCCUGCUAAUCAUGAUCCGAUGUGGGUCUGGACCAAGUGACUCUGUAAUCUGAUUCAGAACUAAAGGCAGAGGGUUGAAGCAAGCUUCAUGUUAGGUCCCAUUUAGUUAAACAUCCGGCCAGUACCGUGGAGCUAUUGAUAGGAGAGAUGCUAUGAAGGCAAGCUGAACAUUAAAACAUCAAGUUGUUGUCAAUUAUGCUAGAGUACAUCUGGAGUUAGGACGGCAGAUGGAAAUUAACCACAAAUAUCCAGCUUUUUAUCGAUAAAGUAUCUGGAUGCAGACAUCAGUUUCACAAUCAGGGCUAACGUGUCUGAAUUUCACACUGUUUGUAGAAAACCUCUCAUUCCGUCCCAUUGCUGCUGCAGGAAUUCAUACAUAAAUUUCAUGUACUCCUUCUCUUCAAACCUGAACAAAUGAUCAUUAAUCUACUUAUGGCAGUGUCAAAUCAGUAUAUUCUUUAUUUGCAUGUAAUAUCUGAGGAGAUAAGAAGCCACCCACAGGGUGAAAUUGGCCAGAUUCCGGAUGACUUUGGCAGUUAAGAUACGCAAGAUGUUUGGAUGUGGCUGCGCCAGGCCAAAAAGAGAAGGGCUAAGGAUAGCAAGAGUCGAAGUAAGAGAGAAGAAGCAGAGAUGAGACGCUGGCCAAUCUCAGGUCUGCCCUGCUCUUCAGACCGUGAAUGCACGACUUCUACUUUUAAUGAAGUGUAUUGAACUUGUACUUGUAUUCCAUCAAAACGCCUUACACGUCUGUUAUUAUUAAAAUAUCACAUUUUGCUUUCAAAUCCGAGCACCGGAGCCCGACGUAAUAAAGCUCCCGCAGGUCUGUGCGCAUCUGUGCUGAUGCGCGCCGCUUCCUGGCUGUGCGGAGCGCUCAUGUGACCGCGCAGUGCGCCGGUGGAGGACACUCGCUGAAGCAAACGGAAACGACGGCUGUAGGUUGGAGCUCCGCAGCUUGCCAGUUCCAUUUGGUGCAGUUUGAGGAGAGCUGCUCGGGACUCCUGAAGAUGUUUUCGCUGGGGGAGAAGAUGGAGUUCCUCGUGGGAAACGGGCCCUUUUCAACGCCCGUCGGGCAGAGAGUCGAUGCGUGAUCGGGACGAGCUAGAGACAGCGAGCAACCAGCGGCACUCUGCAGUCCGACGACUGGGGCCUCAAUAUGGAGAUAUGUGACAUCAUCAACGAGACGGACGAGGGGCCCAGAGAUGCAAUCAAAGCUAUCAAGAAGAGAAUCGUGGGAAACAAGAACUUCAGGGAGAUCAUGUUGGCUCUUACAGUUCUUGAGGCCUGCGUGAAGAACUGUGGCCAUCGCUUGCACGUUCUUGUUGCAUCGCAGGAGUUUAUAGAAGGAGUUUUGGUGCGUGCCAUUCUGCCCAAAUAUAACCCCCCCACGGCUCUCCAUGACCGAGUGCUCAGCCUCAUACAGUCGUGGGCCGACGCGUUUCGGAGCUCUCCCUCCCUAGCGGGGGUGGUGUGCGUCUACGACGACCUGAGAAGACGUGGUUUGGAGUUCCCCAUGACAGAUCUGGAUGCUCUGUCUCCCAUCCACACUCCGAAUAGGAGUAUCCCAGAAAACAGGACUCCUGAUGCAAUCCCUGCCGCUGCUCCCACACCAGAGUCCCGACCCGAAGCCCCGUCCAGUGUUCCCACUCAGAGUUCGUCACCUGCGGUCCUGUCCAGCGAGGGACCAGCCUCACUCUCUGCAGAACAGGAACAGAAGCUCCGAAGUGAGCUUGCGCUGGUUAAGGGAAAUCUCACUGUGAUGACAGAGCUGCUGAAUGAGAUCAUACCUGGACAGAGCCAGCAAGAUGAUACAGAGCUGCUGCAGCAGCUGUAUCUGGUGUGUAAGAGCAUGCAGACUCGAGUGGUGGAACUCAUCCCCCAGCUAAUGGAUGAAGGGUUUAUUGAAGAACUGCUCGUGGUCAACGAUGACCUAAACAAUGCCUUCAUCCGCUAUGAGAGGUUUGACAGACUGAACAAGGCACAAAAUACUCAACAGCAGAGCUCUACAACAAGCCAGAGCCCCGUCAGCCACACCCAACCUGCAAUCAUCACAACAACCAGCCAACCUGCAAUCAUCACAACAACCAGCCAACCUGCAAUCAUCACAACAACCAGCCAACCUGCAGUCAGCAACACCUGCGUCAGUCUACCCCAGGCAGCCGACCACAUUGUGACACCAUCUGUAAACAUCUGUCUUGCAGAAGAGGAGGGGGAGUUUGACAUGUUCGCCCACACGAGAGGAAGCUCCCUGGCUGAGCAGAGGAAAAGUGUCCGGUAUGAAGACCCCGGGGCUAUGGAGGGCCUUGCUGGAGCCCUGGAUACGAGGUUGCAGGUCACAGGAGGGACGGCACCAGCCCAAAAGUCUUUGCAGAACGAUGUUUGCAAAUCUGGGGAUAUGGAAGGCCAGUCUUCAGUUAGUGAGGGAGUUUCCAGUGCAGAGUUUGAUCAGUUUCUAAAAGAUCGGGCAAAGGCAUCGGACCAAGGCGGACAGGCGAUUCGAAGCGUGCCGCCUUCCACAUCCAGACCGCCGCCGCCGCAAUCUACCCGGCAACAAGAAAGAUCAGACCAGCUUUUCUCACUUUGAGUUAGAGGACAAUCGAGAGAAGCAGCUGGCUGUAAAUAUCAACAUACACACGGCAUUAUGAUAUUCUAUGACAAUCGAUAACAAGCAUAUACUGCAUUAUGUCAGGUUUCCUCUAAGAGCGCGCGCGCACACACACACAAAUAAACCUGACACUACAAACGUGCUGCCAAAUCAACUCAUUGCAUAAAUGCAAUAUUUAUUAGUUAAUUAGUAGUUUAAUCACAUUUCUCAUUCAAUUGAAUAGAAAGUGUGUCCAAACUCUCACUGGUACUGUAAGUAUAAGAGAGAGUAUGUCAACGUAUUUAUGAAAUAUAUUAUUUUAAUGUUGGUGUAAACAAAAGCUUAAAUUGAAACCAUUGUUUAGAGAAUAAAUAAGAUGUUUAUAUAUAUUUGAUAUCACACAGUCAUGUGCCUUUGACCCAGGCAGCUGGUUUUGUGUAGAUGAGAAUAAAUCAGGUUAUUGUUCUGCAAACAUGUUGCUUCUGUCCACUUUUUUAAAAUGAUGUCAUUAUCUAAGCUUCCAUGAUUGGAAUUUACCCCGAAGCUCGUAUUAUGACUGAUAUAAGUGCAACCUUUGUGUGACAGAGCUGUUAUUUUUCAAGACUGUGUCAGAGAUUCCUGCUCCACCAGAUCACGGUCAGAUGGUUCUUGUUUUUCUUGCUUCCAGCUUGCUGUAAAUUAAAAUUAUGCCAAAACUUGUUUUUG